UGAAUACGCAUUAUGCUUCAUCAUCGUCAUCGCGGCGGAAAAGUUACCUAGAGUAUUGAAUUGUUAGCUUAGCUCUCCACACUAAUAUUAUGGCAACUCUUGAAGAUAAAGAAAUUUGGAAAGACGCUGACGAAGGCUUAGAUGCAGAGGUUCUUCGCAUGUCUAAUGAAGAACUUGCUAGCAGAACAAGAUUACUGGAUAAUGAAAUAAAAAUCAUGAAAAGUGAAAUUUUGCGAGUUACACAUGAACAGCAAGCAAUGAAAGAUAAAAUAAAAGAAAACACUGAAAAAAUAAAAGUAAACAAAACGUUACCAUACCUUGUAUCUAACGUGGUUGAAAUUUUAGAUGUGGACCCACAGGAUGAAGAGGAAAUUGAUGGGGCUAAUGUUGAUUUGGAUUCUCAAAGGAAAGGAAAAUGUGCCGUUGUGAAAACAUCAACAAGACAAACAUACUUUCUACCUGUAAUUGGAUUGGUCGACCCUGAAGAAUUAAAGCCAGCAGAUCUAGUUGGUGUGAACAAAGAUUCUUACUUAAUAUUAGAAACAUUACCAUCUGAAUACGAUGCCCGUGUCAAAGCCAUGGAGGUUGACGAGCGUCCGACUGAACAGUACAGUGACAUCGGUGGUUUGGAUACACAGAUUCAAGAACUGAUUGAAGCUAUUGUGCUACCUAUGACACAUAAAGAACGUUUCGAAAGAUUAGGUGUGUCCCCACCAAAAGGUGUUCUAUUAUACGGACCACCAGGUACUGGAAAAACACUCCUGGCACGUGCAUGUGCUGCUCAAACUAAGGCUACAUUUUUAAAACUUGCUGGUCCACAAUUGGUGCAAAUGUUUAUUGGUGAUGGUGCUAAGUUGGUGCGAGAUGCUUUUGCAUUGGCGAAGGAAAAAUUGCCAGCGAUUAUAUUUAUUGAUGAAUUGGAUGCAAUUGGUACCAAACGUUUCGACAGUGAGAAAGCAGGAGAUCGUGAAGUACAGAGAACUAUGUUAGAGUUACUGAAUCAGUUGGAUGGUUUUAGUAGCACGUCACAAAUCAAGGUUAUAGCUGCUACGAAUCGUGUUGAUAUAUUGGAUCCAGCUUUGUUAAGAUCAGGACGGUUAGAUCGUAAAAUUGAAUUUCCUAAUCCAACAGAAGAAGCAAGAGCACGAAUUUUACAAAUUCAUUCAAGAAAAAUGAAUGUGAGCUCUGAGGUAAAUUACGAAGAGCUCGCUCGUUGUACCGACGAUUUUAACGGCGCCAUGUUAAAAGCAGUUUGUGUGGAAGCAGGAAUGAUUGCGUUGCGGCGAGAAGCAGCCGAGUUGAUUCACGAGGAUUAUAUGGACGGUAUAUUAGAAGUGCAAUCAAAGAAGAAAUCAAACUUGGUGUAUUAUGCAUAAUUUAUGCAUCCCAAAAUGGCGUUAUACUACUUUUGAGCAUGAAUAAUUUUUACAACGAACACGUUUAAGAAGCUUUGGCGUACUUGUUUUGUCUACGCUCUCUUUUCUCUGGUGCUAUAAUCGUGCAACAAAUCUGCUUUGUUUUUUUCUCUUUUAUAAGAAUGAAAAAGAGGAGAGAUUGUAUGACACGGCAAUUCUUUGUAGUGUGGCUGCAUUAAAUUUUAAUCAUCGCUAACCAAGCAUGCCAUUUAAGCAAGAAUUUCGGUAUGUUUGACGUGUACUAGCACAGCUGUACACAAACCAGUUUGUACAAAACUUGAUUCGGAAAUAAAUAUCCGAAAAUGUU
This is a messenger RNA of Hydractinia symbiolongicarpus, 1722 nucleotides long. Its product is annotated as 26S proteasome regulatory subunit 6A-B. Gene Ontology annotation, cellular component: proteasome regulatory particle, base subcomplex. Gene Ontology annotation, molecular function: ATP binding; proteasome-activating activity; ATP hydrolysis activity. NCBI's taxonomy places the organism in Eukaryota, Metazoa, Cnidaria, Hydrozoa, Anthoathecata, Hydractiniidae. The transcript has 5 exons. Gene Ontology annotation, biological process: proteasome-mediated ubiquitin-dependent protein catabolic process. The coding region runs from base 90 to 1376 and encodes 428 amino acids. The record is from RefSeq and is a predicted model, not a curated record.